AUGAGAAUCGAGACUUGCUACUUCUGCAGUCGCCCUGCUUACCCCAGCAAGGGCAUCACCUUCGUCCGCAACGAUGCCAAGGUCUUCCGCUUCUGCCGAAGCAAGUGCCACAAGAACUUCAAGAUGAAGCGUAACCCUCGCAAGCUCAAGUGGACAAAGGCGUACCGUGCCUCGGCGCACAAGGAGAUGACGGUCGAUUCCACCCUCCAGUUCGGCGCGCGCCGCAACGUCCCCAUCCGUUACGACCGCGACCUCGUCGCCAAGACCCUCAAGGCCAUGGAGCGCGUGUCGGAGAUCCGUUCUCGCCGCGAGCGCGUCUUCUACAAGAAGCGCAUGGCCGGAAAGCGCGAGCGCGAGCUCGCCACUGCCCGCAAGCUCGUCGCCGAGAACGAGCACCUGCUCCCCCGUCUCCGCGGUUCCGAAAAGAAGCGCCUGGCCGCCGAGGGCGCCACCGAGGACGAGAUCGCCGCCAUCGAGGCCCAGGGUCUUCUGUCCAAGUCCAAGGCCGGAAAGGUGUUCGGCAAGGAGAAGGUGCGGCAACGCGUUACUGUCGACGGAGAGAUCAUCGAGGAGAGGGAGGGUGUUGUUCAGGAGGACGACGGGGAGUGGGAUGACGAUGAGGAGGACGGUGAUGACAACGACGACGAUGUCGAGAUGGAGGACUGA
Molecule: messenger RNA, 666 nt
Organism: Colletotrichum truncatum
Lineage: Eukaryota; Fungi; Ascomycota; Sordariomycetes; Glomerellales; Glomerellaceae
Product: Ribosome biogenesis protein RLP24
Biological process (GO): ribosomal large subunit biogenesis
Cellular component (GO): nucleolus
Source: RefSeq, a predicted model, not a curated record